Messenger RNA from Entamoeba dispar SAW760, 2487 nucleotides. RefSeq lists its product as uncharacterized. The transcript has a single exon. The record is from RefSeq and is a predicted model, not a curated record. Lineage: Eukaryota; Evosea; Mastigamoebida; Endamoebidae. The coding region runs from base 1 to 2487 and encodes 828 amino acids.
AUGACUGAAGAAGCAAUUGUUCAAUUGAUAAAUAAAGGAAAUCCAGAAAUAACAAAAAAGUUAAAUACAUUAUUUUCAUUAGAAUUUAGUUCUAAUGUAUUAAUAGGAGAUUUUCAUACAUGUAACAGUACAAAUGCUGAACAAAUAGCUAAACAAUUAGCAACACUAACACAUUUUAUGUUUGACCCAGUCUCAUUACCAGCGAUAGAUUAUUUUUUAAGAGUUGGAAAUAUUGAAAAUUUAAUUCAAUGUGAAAUAGUUGUUAUUGAACCAAAUACAUUACAAUUACAUUUUAAAACACCAGAUUUAUUAGAAAAAAUUCGUUGCUUAUAUUCAUUAGCAAUUUUUAUUAAGAAAUUGGAUUAUGUUCCUGUUAAAUUUAGUGCCCCAACAUUAUUUACUCCAAGAAUGAAUCAUUUAGGAUAUAUUACAAUUACAAGUGGGUCAGAAAAUAUUACUAGAGAAAAUUCAUAUCAGUAUGUCGGUCCAUGUGGAAAACGUGCAUUGUUAAUUGCUAAAAAUCGUGUUACAGCAUUAACAGACUUUGUUAGUUGCGAAAGUAGUAAAGAACUAAUACAAAAAUACAAUUCAACAAUUAAAAUUAUGCCAUUAGAAUUAAGAGCACUAAUAUCAGGAUUACCAUUUUGUGUAGUUUCUACAGAUGCUGUACAUACAUUUGUAAAUGACCUUUGUACAGAUGAUAAAUUAUGCAAGGUAUUGAUUCAAUUCCUUUCACCUAUUAAAAUAGUUAAUGUUUCAUUUAAAACAAAUCAAAUUGCUAAAAUGCGUUUCUUAUGUAAGAAAGGAGCAUUAUUUUUUGCUACAUUAAAACGAUCAUUUUUCCUUCAAGAAUUAUCAAUAACAAUAAAUCAAGAUGAAUAUAUUGUUAAUAUAAUUGGAAUGGAAAAUGAAGCUAAAAAAGUUUCAUCAUUGAUUGAAUAUAAUUUAAAUAGAUUAGAAACACAUGACUUUGAUUGUUCUAUUCCAUUAACUACUUUUGAUCAAAUACGUUCAUAUGACAAAAUUGCAGAAAUUAUUGCAAUUCCUCAACGAUUUCAAAAUGGAAUUGUUAAAAAAUUUACUCUAGUAGGACAGAAAGGAGAAGAAUUUAAUUUAUAUGCAAAAGAAUUAAUGAGAUGUCAACCUUCUAAUGACUGGAAAAAAGACUGUUUUUAUACUGUUUUAAGUAUUUCUGUUGCACGUUGUAUUAAAGCAUUUGAAGUAGAAGGACUUGAUCAAAUUACUUAUUCAUUUAAUAAAGCUAAAAUUAUUUAUCCUAGAAUUGAUCCAUUUUCUUGUUUUACUUAUUAUAACCCAACACUUCAUUUAAAACUAAGAACCAGUAUUGUCCCAACAAGUUAUUGUAAAGAAGAUACUCCACAAGUUCUUUUUAUUACAUCAACAUCAAGUGGAAUAGAAGAUGUAGAUGUAACAGAAUUAAUAGAAAGAAAUAUAUUAAACCCAUUUUCAAAUAUAACAUUUGAUUCAAAUACAUGGUUUAGAAUAUCACAAAAUCUUUAUCAACAUAUGUAUUUCAAUUAUAAAUUUAGUUAUGACCAAUUCCUUGAAUUAUUAAAAGGAAUAGAUCAUGCAAUUAUUUCACCUACUCUUAAUAUUACUAUUCAUGCUAUUAUUUUAAUAAAAUCUAGGGAAUUAAUUAAAAAUAUUGAAGUUUCUUUAUCAAAACAAUUAGUUGAGAUAGUUAUUAAACAUCCAGAAUAUAUUAUGCACUCUUCAAUGAAAAAUUGGAGUUUUAUACCUGUUACUCUAGCUGAUUAUCCUUAUUUACCAUAUUCUUCAAAGAGAGUUGAUGUAGCUACAAUGAUGCAUUCUCCAGCAAAAGUUUAUAGAACAUUACCAAAAGUAAAUUGUGGUGUAAUAUUAGAUAAAAAUUUCAAAGGAAUUACUACAGGAUCUUUCAUUCCAGAAACGGAAAGUAUCUUUAAAUUUGAUUUUUCUAGUUUAUUUGGUAGUUAUCCACCUGCUUUAAAAUUACAUGCUCAAAAUAUGUUAAGAUUAUACAUGGAACCUGACUUAGUUAGUGGUAAAGGAAAAUUAUGUAAAGAUAUUGAAUAUGAAUUAUAUCAAUUCUGCGAAAAGAUGAUGGCAUUAUUUAAUAGUAUUAUUUAUUCUAUUCCUCCUGAACUUACUAACGAAUUUGAUAUUGCUCGUCUUCAGAUGAAAGAACAAGGAACUUUAAGGCAUGUUUUUUGGGAUUGUUAUGAUACUCAACUAAUAGACCUUUUAGAAAAAGUUGGAUUUAGUGUUUUGAUUCACUUAAAUUCAAUUGAGGUUCAUUUCCCUGAUCGGAUGAGACAAAUUAAAGGUUAUUUAUUCACCCCUGAAAAAAGAAUUUCUGAUUCUCAAAAAUGGGUUGAAGCUGAUAUUCUUGUAGAUGAAACUGAUAUGUUUGCAAAUCCAUAUGUAUUCUUUGCUGUUAAGACUCCUCUUCAUAUAAUCAAGUAUACCAUUCAUUCUAGCAAUUGA